AUGCAACAUCCGAGCAAUCAGCAGAUUCAACCUAUUGAUUCCCUGACCCCAUUUUUGGGCGGAAAGUGGUGGAUUCGGGCCCGUGUGACAGACAAGUCGGAUGUGCGCACGUGGAAUAAGCCGACGUCGCAGGGUAAACUUUUCUCCUUUACCUUGAUUGAUGAAUCUGCCUCUAUUCGUGCAACAGUCUUUAACGACGCCGUGGACCUGUUCAACCCGCUCAUUGUGAACGGCCAGGUAUAUUACCUCAGCGGUGGUCAGGUGAAGAAUGCAAAUCGAAAGUUCAGCAACGUCAACAAUGACUACGAGCUGACAUUUGAUGCCUCAAGUCAGAUUUCCUUGGCACGCGACACCAGCAGCGCGGCAAUUCCACUGCAGCGCUACAACUUUGUGCCCAUCAACAUUCUCAAGCAGCGAGAGGUGGGGUCGCUCGUGGAUGUGUUGGCGGUGGUACUGUCUGUGGACGAUCUGGGCUCUAUUACGCAGAAGUCUACAGGACGGGAAUUGGUCAAAAGGAAUGUGAAGGUGGGAGACAGUUCGGCGGCCGUUGAAGUGACGCUGUGGAACGAUCAGGCGAAGGGGUGGACGUACGUGCCAGGCACCGUGCUAGCGAUGCGCCAGCUGAAGGUGGGCAGCUUUGAUGGGGUGACGCUCUCCGCAACAUUUCAAUCCGCCUUUGACGUGAACCCAAACAUCCCGGAUGUCAAGAAACUUUCUGACUGGUACAUCUCCACUGGCGGACGCGAUGUGUCGUCGCUCUCCUCUGUGGGGAUAGCGAACGGCGCCAAUGUGGGCGGCGAGAACAAUCGUGGUCGAAAGUAUUUUGACGACAUCGCCGCAGAGGGGCUCGGCCGGGGACCUAAGGCAGACUAUAUUGAUGUACGUUGCGUGCCGGUGUAUUUGAAGCAGGAUGCACAGUGGUACGAUGCGUGCCCAAAUUGCAACAAGAAGGUGACCUUGGAAGGUGCACAGGGCGACCGCUACCGCUGUGAGAAGUGCGAUCGGCAGGUGGUUCCUACGCAGCGCUACCUUGUCUCCAUCCAGGCCACGGAUAACGUGUCCCAGAUGUGGCUUACCCUCUUUAAUGAGGCGGGCGUUGAGUUCUUUGGUAUGCAGGCCACUGAACUUAAGAAGCAGCAGGAGGCUGACCCUAUGUUCGUCACUAGAAUUGCGCAGAUGCGCAUAAACCGCCCAGUACAAAUGCGACUGCGGGUAAAGGAGGAGAACUCCGCCAACGCAGCGAGCGGCGAGGCGUCCGAUCGCGUGCGCCUCACAGUUAUGCGUAUAAACGAAUUUAUGCCGCUUGAUACUGUUUCCGAGGAGACGCGUCAGGCGAUGGCGACGCAGUUGAAGGCGGAGUGUGAAGAUAUGAUCCGUAGCAUUGAGGCCUAUUUGUAG
Messenger RNA from Trypanosoma rangeli, 1398 nucleotides. RefSeq names its product putative replication factor A, 51kDa subunit. Bases 1 to 1398 code for a protein of 465 amino acids. The record is from RefSeq and is a predicted model, not a curated record. Gene Ontology annotation, molecular function: single-stranded telomeric DNA binding; damaged DNA binding. Gene Ontology annotation, biological process: DNA replication; double-strand break repair via homologous recombination; meiotic cell cycle. Gene Ontology annotation, cellular component: DNA replication factor A complex; nucleus. NCBI's taxonomy places the organism in Eukaryota, Euglenozoa, Kinetoplastea, Trypanosomatida, Trypanosomatidae. The transcript has a single exon.